AUACUCUACACCAUCGACAACACCACCGACAACCACCGACAACUACACAAUAUCACCAUCAACAAUCUACCAGCACAAAUGUGGCAACAAGGCGCCCUGGGCGCAACCUACCAAGUCGCCCGUCUCAUCCAAAGCAUCAGUCUCAUCGCUAUCAUCGGGUUGACUGCCAAUUUCAUCUCCGAGAUAGUAGCCGUCAAUGGCGAGCCGCCGUCUAUUUUGAUUGGGACUUUGACAGUGACCUGCAUAGUAGUAAUCUACUGCAUAAUCACAUUCAUCCUCCUCCUCGACACAAUCCUCCCCUACCUCGCCGCCGCCAUCGCCGACACCCUCUGCCUCAUAGCCGUGAUAGUAGUGGCAGUCAUAAUCGGCAAGCCACUCUCCUACCUCAAAUGCGAGGAUCUCGGGCCCGGGGGCGACGGAGCCGGAGACAACUCGAGCGCAUACGCGUUCGCCACACACUUGGAUAGCUAUCUUGCGCAUCUGGGCAAGAAGAUCGAGUAUGGGAGCUUGAUUGGGGCGAGUAAGGCGGUUUGUUUGGAGGCGAAGAGUAUUUGGGGGUUGAGUAUUGCUUUGUGUAUCAUGUUCUUCUUUUCGGCGGUUUGUUUGGUCUGUCUUUGGAAGCAGAAGAAGGGGCCUGGGGGGAAGGGGGAUGUUUAAUAUGGACCUUGGGUAUGAGUGUGUGAGUAUGAGCAUGAGUAUGGAACUGGGUG
Molecule: messenger RNA, 710 nt
Organism: Aspergillus campestris IBT 28561
Lineage: Eukaryota; Fungi; Ascomycota; Eurotiomycetes; Eurotiales; Aspergillaceae
Exons: 3
Coding region: 79-657 (192 amino acids)
Source: RefSeq, a predicted model, not a curated record